Messenger RNA from Kogia breviceps (pygmy sperm whale), 5605 nucleotides. RefSeq names its product hook microtubule tethering protein 3 (gene HOOK3). Gene Ontology annotation, molecular function: microtubule binding; dynein light intermediate chain binding. The record is from RefSeq and is a predicted model, not a curated record. Gene Ontology annotation, cellular component: centrosome; cytoplasm. Gene Ontology annotation, biological process: cytoplasmic microtubule organization; cytoskeleton-dependent intracellular transport. Lineage: Eukaryota; Metazoa; Chordata; Mammalia; Artiodactyla; Physeteridae.
CUGCCAGCGCCGGACGGAGUCGGCGGCCGGGCGGAGGACGGGCAGGCCGACCCUCGGACGCAGCCCCGGGCCGAGCCGCGGGCUUCCUGGCGAGGCGGGGCGGCCGCGAGCCCGGGCGAGAAGAUGUUCAACGUGGAGUCCCUGGAGCGGGUGGAGCUGUGCGAGAGCCUCCUCACUUGGAUCCAGACAUUUAAUGUGGAUGCACCAUGCCAGACCGUGGAAGAUUUAACGAAUGGGGUUGUGAUGGCCCAGGUUCUCCAAAAGAUAGAUCCUGCAUAUUUUGAUGAAAAUUGGCUAAACAGAAUCAAAACUGAAGUAGGAGAUAAUUGGAGGCUAAAGAUAAGCAAUUUAAAGAAAAUUUUGAAAGGAAUCCUGGAUUACAAUCAUGAGAUUUUAGGGCAGCAAAUUAAUGACUUUACCCUCCCUGAUGUGAACCUUAUUGGGGAGCAUUCGGAUGCCGCCGAGCUGGGAAGGAUGCUCCAACUCAUUUUAGGCUGUGCUGUGAACUGUGAACAGAAGCAAGAGUACAUCCAAGCCAUCAUGAUGAUGGAGGAAUCUGUCCAACACGUCGUCAUGACAGCCAUCCAGGAGCUGAUGAGUAAAGAGUCUCCUGUCUCUGCUGGGAAUGAUGCCUACGUUGACCUUGAUCGCCAGCUGAAGAAAACUUCAGAGGAACUGAAUGAAGCUUUGUCGGCCAAGGAAGAAAUUGCUCAAAGGUGCCAUGAGUUGGAUCUGCAGGUUGCAGCAUUGCAAGAGGAGAAGAGUAGUCUGUUGGCAGAGAAUCAGGUAUUAAUGGAAAGGCUGAAUCAGUCUGAUUCUAUAGAAGAUCCUAACAGUCCAGCAGGAAGAAGGCACCUGCAGCUCCAGACUCAGUUAGAACAGCUCCAAGAAGAAACAUUCAGACUUGAAGCAGCCAAAGAUGACUAUCGAAUACGCUGUGAAGAGUUGCAGAAGGAGAUGUCUGAGCUUCGGCAGCAGAACGAUGAACUGACCACUUUGGCAGAUGACGCGCAGUCUCUAAAAGAUGAAAUAGACGUUCUCAGACAUUCUUCUGAUAAAGUGUCUAAACUAGAAGGCCAAGUGGAAUCAUAUAAAAAGAAGCUAGAAGAUCUUGGUGAUUUGAGGCGGCAGGUUAAACUCUUAGAAGAGAAGAAUACUAUGUAUAUGCAGAACACAGUUAGCCUAGAGGAGGAGCUGAGAAAAGCCAACGCGGCUCGAAGUCAACUCGAGACGUAUAAGAGACAGGUAGUAGAACUGCAAAAUAGAUUAUCUGAAGAAUCGAAGAAAGCAGAUAAAUUAGAUUUUGAAUAUAAGCGGCUAAAAGAAAAAGUUGACAGUCUUCAAAAAGAAAAGGAUAGGUUAAGAACAGAAAGGGAUUCUCUGAAGGAAACCAUCGAAGAGCUUCGUUGUGUUCAGGCUCAAGAAGGGCAGCUUACAACUCAAGGGUUAAUGCCUCUGGGAAGUCAGGAAUCUUCGGAUAGUCUGGCAGCAGAGAUCGUCACACCUGAAAUCAGGGAGAAACUUAUUCGUCUUCAGCAUGAGAAUAAGAUGUUAAAAAUUAACCAAGAGGGUUCAGACAAUGAAAAAAUCGCCUUAUUGCAGAGCCUUCUAGAUGAUGCCAGCCUACGCAAGAAUGAACUGGAGACAGAGAACAGGCUGGUGAAUCAAAGACUUCUGGAAGUACAGUCACAAGUCGAAGAACUGCAAAAAUCUUUACAGGAUCAAGGCUCAAAGGCAGAAGAUUCAGUUCUUCUAAAAAAGAAGCUUGAAGAGCAUCUAGAGAAGCUGCAUGAGGCCAAUAAUGAGCUGCAGAAGAAGAGAGCCAUCAUCGAGGACCUUGAGCCGAGAUUUAACAACAGCUCCUUAAAAAUUGAAGAAUUACAAGAAGCUUUACGGAAGAAAGAAGAGGAAAUGAAGCAAAUGGAAGAAAGAUAUAAAAAAUACUUAGAGAAAGCCAAAAGUGUUAUUCGUACUUUAGAUCCUAAGCAAAAUCAAGGAGCAGCACCAGAAAUACAAGCUCUUAAAAAUCAGCUCCACGAACGGGAUCGGCAGUUCCAUUCAUUGGAGAAAGAAUAUGAGAAAACAAAGAGUCAAAGAGAGAUGGAGGAGAAAUAUAUUGUUAGUGCCUGGUACAAUAUGGGAAUGACUCUGCAUAAAAAGGCGGCAGAAGACAGACUUGCUAGUACAGGUUCGGGGCAGUCAUUCCUGGCGAGGCAGAGACAAGCCACCAGCACGAGAAGGUCUUACCCGGGCCACGUCCAGCCAGCCACAGCAAGGUAGACACGUCCUGCCAUUAGAAUAAGAAAACACCCCGCUUUGAAAGCAUACUUCUGUUACAUAUAACAUUUCAGGAAAUUCAGCCAGCUUAUAUUUUGUCUGUAUUUCAUGUUACUAUUUAGUUGUUUCUCAUUUGAGGACUUUCUCUCUUCUGUAUCUAUAAUGUUUUAGUUUCCUGGUCCUUUAUUUUGUAGUCCUUUUGGUUCCUUUUAAUGUGCCAAAAAAUUUUUAAAUGCCCAAUUAAAAGUGUUGUAUAUUAGUGUAGUACUUUUCUUUGUAUGAAAAUGUCCUUUCCCCAAUGGCGUAGGCUUUGUAAUGAAUUAGAUUUUCUGCCAAUAAUUGAUAUACAAUUUAUAUUCUUUAUUGUGCCUCUGUGUUACCAUGCUUUCUAAGAAUGUCUUUGUUUAAAGGGAAUUAAUCUUUUUAUGAUGUAUUAAUCUGUGUUUUCAAUUGUUUUCCAAAUGCACUUCAAAUAACUUGCAUACUUACUAUGUAAUAUGGUUGGCAAGUGCACUUUUUGCAAAGACAUAAAGACAUUGGCAGAGGUGCUCAUCAGAUCUUACCUAAGGCACCUGAUAGAACUAUUUAGAGGGAAAAACUGAGUUUUCACGUUGUUUUAUAGGAAAUUAAAUUUGUCCAAAGAUUUGGAAACUAUUUUUAAAACAUAAAUAGAAUUUCAUUAUUUCCUACUAUCUUAUUUGCUGGCAGAAGUGAAUGCACUGGUUAGGUUACUUGGGGAAAAGUUACAGAAGAAAAAAAAUCAGGCAAUGUGUUCAUUUUUUUUCUUUUUUUUGGAAUAUCACAGUAACUGAGGAUCAGAUUCUAGCAAUGGGCUGACAUUUCGUUGCAACUGCCCUCCACAUAUAAAAGUAUAUAAAAGAUGUAUUUUCUAUAUACUUAUGAGUCAUAGGUGGCCUUACCUUUGGGGUAAUUUCCUUGUUGACUUGCACCUCAUUUGUCUUACUUAUUCCUUAACAUAAAACCUUCUAUUUCUCAAUAACUCCUAAUACUUAACAUCUUAGUAUCAGUCGUUAGGAUCAAUAAGUGACUCCUUGUGUCUGAUGUUAUGACAGGUGGCUGUCAUAUUUUUUCUUAAUUCUAUGGACUAGUCUAAGAGUUUGCUACUGAGUAGAUUCUCUUGGGUAUUUGGUUGCCCCAAAGUGCUUACAUUUGUUGACAGAUUAUAAACUAUGUUUACUUACAUUGAUGAAUGGCUGUCAAGUAAUAAUGAUUGUAAAGCACUUUGACUAUAUAAGGUGCUAUAUAAAUGCAAAAUGUCAUUCAUUUGAACAUGAAAUGUCUCUGCCUAACUUUCCAUAUUGGCCCCAGAUUAUAUUUAAGUUCCCCUCCAGCCUUUUUCUUGCAUCAUAGCCCAUAGCCCAGUAAAGCAAAAAUUGACUGAAAUUAGGUCGAUUAUUUGUUUGUUUUCGGUUUUGGAUAGGUCACCUAUUAAGAAGAUUUUAUUUCAUAUACUUGCUGUUUAGAAGUUCAGGUUUCAUUUAGUUUUGUGUAUUAAAUACAAAUGAGUAACUUUAAAUCAAGCUAAACAUAAUCAAGACUUUUCAGAAACUAUAUUCCAGUGUUUGAUUUUAAAUCCUUAUUUCCUUUUUUUAUAAGAAAUUGACCUAAAGACUAUUUUAGGUAUUUUCAUUUGUCCUCAGAAACCGUACUUGAAGAAAGGUAUUAGAAUAUACACAGAAAUGACUCCAUGCAUUGUGCUAAUUUUUUACCUUAAGUACAGAAGUCUGAGCUCAGUGUGAGUGCUUCUGCCUGGUAAAAAGAAAAGCAGGAAGACUUAGUAGUAAUGGAGAGAACCAGCGAGUGGAAUGCAUCGUGGGGUUUCAGGAGGGCAAGCAGACCUAAUCAACAUAGAAAGUUUUGACAGUGAAAGAUUAAAAAUUGAUUUAAGGUGGGUAACCCUCCCCCACCUCCACCCCUCCCUGUCCCUUUAUUUCACAAAUCAGAGUAAGGAUCCAACAGUUUUAAAACAGGACAUGAACACUGACCUUGGUAAAAUGAAAAUUAUUGGGAAAUAUAGCUGCAGAAUAAGAUAGAUGAAAAUCAGAGUCCAUGAGCUGUUUGUUAAAUGGAUUAUAUCCCAUGAGAGGACAGGUUUUAAUUUUAGUUCUCUAUUUACUGUCCCAGUCCUGGUCUCCUACCCACCCCGCUGCUCAGAUAUGUUUCUCUAAAUGGGAGAGGAAAGUGCCAAGCUUUUAGAAGGAAGUUUUCCGCCUUAUUUUUCUUCAGUAUGCCAUUAUUUUGGUGCUUACGUUCAUAAGUUUCAGUCACCUUUACAGUAUCUUUAAAGUUUAGUAUAUUGCUUUCGUUCCAUAGCAGAAACUUUAUUUCUAAACAUUCUGUGAUGUCUUUUUAAAAAUCAGGAAUAGAACUUUGCUGUCCCAGUGAGAACCCCAUUUCCUUCGCUCAGCUUUGGACAGGAUUUUUAAAUUUCUCUUUCUCUGGCGAUGGCGCUGGCACACUGUGGAGUCAGCACAGAGUUGCUGUGCUGAGGGUGGGGUUGAGCCGUCACCCCCCGUCUGAGUUCUUGUGAACAAAAAGCUUAUUUUCUGUUUUCCCUCUAACCAGGGUGAGAAAAUACAGAGUUAAUAACUAAAGACUACAAAAGCAUGAAAUUUAUAUUCUGCAGUGUGUAUUUAAGAAGUUUGUAAUGGGGAAAAAAAUCCAGCAAAUAUUAUAGUUUACCUCAUCUUAAAAAGAGAGUAAAUAAUACAGCUGUACAUAUCUUAAAAAAACUUGCAAAAACCCAAUCAUACCUUUUUUAGUAUCUGUCUGAUUAUUGAAUAAUAACCAAGAAAAAGAAGUCCCCAAACAAAGGCUCCAUUUUCUAAAAUUGAUCAGCAUUGAAUUAUUUCUGUUUGAUGGCCCAGCCUGAUAAAAUUAGCUAAUGAGAUGAUUCAUUAUAAUAAGUAUAAUACUGCCCGCUGUUAUUUUGUUACGGUCCUACUGCUUUGUCUGUAUGAUAAAAGCUCAGUUGCACAAACUUGAGCUAAAUGUUUCCAGUCAGAAACAUCAGCCCAUAUACAUCAGCGGUCUUCAGCAAGGCAUGAAACCCGGUGCCGUGCAAACAAACCAGCAGUAAGUGCUUGUGAGGGGAAGGGGAACUUAGGUUGAAGAAAAUUUUAUUUUUGAGCUAUUUUACUCACACUUCCUUUUCAACUGCAGUUUUAUUUAUUCAUAUCUAAUGAUAUGAAAUAUUUUGUAGUGUCUCUUGCUCUCCGACAAGCAUUCAUCUUUUAAAGAUAACACCGUGUUGAAAACUUGAAAAUCUUUAUUCUGAUAUAAGAAUUUUCUUGAAAUAAAAUUCUAA